Molecule: messenger RNA, 2260 nt
Organism: Wasmannia auropunctata (little fire ant)
Lineage: Eukaryota; Metazoa; Arthropoda; Insecta; Hymenoptera; Formicidae
Product: DDB1- and CUL4-associated factor 10
Cellular component (GO): Cul4-RING E3 ubiquitin ligase complex
Molecular function (GO): protein binding
Source: RefSeq, a predicted model, not a curated record
ACCUGGCUGAGCGAUGCCGAAGAUAAGGAUCAAGCAGACGCCAAACAGUCUCUGGUUAAGGCAACGCGAGCUGGGUGUGAGGUUCCCGCUGGGCCACAGCGACGACUUCCACAGGACUCUCUACUCCUCCAUCCAGCCCAUCACCUCGUGGGACCACGGGGAUAAUCUGACCGCCGCGAGGCACGGCGGUGUGUUCAAUUUGGAAUACUCGCCAGAUGGGUCCCUCUUGCUGGCGGCAUGCGAGAAGAAGAGUAUUUUAAUGUUUGACCCGUUAUGUAGGAAAUUGAUACACGCGAUAGAUAACGCUCACAAUGACUGCGUCAAUUGCGUAAGGUUCCUGGAUCAGCGUAUGUUCGCGACUUGCUCGGACGACAGUACGGUCGCUCUGUGGGACGCCAGGAACUUGAAGCAGAGAAUAAGAACUCUUCAGGGACACUCCAAUUGGGUUAAAAACAUAGAAUACAGUCCGAGCGACAGCUUAUUACUGACCAGUGGAUUUGACGGUAGCAUAUAUACUUGGGAUAUUAAUAGUUUUACAGAAAAUAGCUUUGUGUACAAUCGUGUGUUUCAUACAAAUGGACUAAUGCGAACAAGACUAACUCCGGACACUAGCAAAAUGUUAAUAUGCACCACUUCAGGAUAUCUCAUCAUAAUACACAAUCUUAAACUAAGUACGCUAAGUCAGGAUUUGGCAGGAUUCAAGCCAAAUAUGUACAGGCUAAUGCAAUUGUCUCAGACUACCAUACCGGUCGCAGCGAGUUACACGCAUCUCUUUGCUCACACUCGUACUCACAACAGAGUAGAGUUCCUUACCGAUUUCCCAAUAGGCGACGACGCUGAGGUGAUAUCGAGUUUACAAGUUCAUCCGCAGGGAUGGUGCGCCUUGUCCCGAAACGUCAGCAGCGGCGAAAAAUCGGAGUGGACUUGUAUUCACGACAUACAAGAGCGCGAGGCGUCCAGCAGUGUGGAGCAGGUCAACGAGGGGGAGGAGGGCCGCCUAACGAGUCUGAACGUGGAAGAGUUCGACGACUUCCCUCAGUCGCAAUCAUCGCGCUCGGGAAUGGCGUCUUCCUUCGUGAUAGAGAAUGGGAAUCGUGCCCGGAUAGUGCACGACGUCUCGGACGUGAGGUCGAACUCGUUUGACUCGCCUAUUCGCGUGUCCGCCGCGGACGCCGCGCCGUCGUCGAUCAGGUCGUCGAGAACGGGCUGGCAGGUAACGGCGCGCAGGAAUCUGCGCUCGCAGUCGAGGAGCCCGCGACCGGAUAGAAACGCGGUGAGGACGAAUUUCGACAUGGUCGAGGUCAAUUCGAGCACGAGCCGCGCCGCCGCCGCCGAUUCGAGAGUGAACGCGAUUCACGACGACGACGACCGACCGGAGGAUCAGCACGUGGACGACAACGACAAUUCGGCGCACGAUGCGUCGGCCGACGAGAGGGAUCCGCGGGAGUACAGAUCCCCCAGGUCGCACUCUCAGCUCAACGACCUGCGGCGGCGCAAUAUGAUCGACAAUUUCACCAGCGGCAACGUCGAGCUGCACGUGAGCACGACCGACGUGUGGGAGGCGCUCGUGGCGAUCAGGGAGGCCAGACUACGCAGGGAGCGGGAGAGGCAGUUUUAUCCCGGUGCCGAGAGGAGGGACUGGCUGCCGAGGGCGAACAACGGCGUGAGCGUGAAUCUACCGCGAUCGUCCCACACGGUCGUGAUAAUCGGCGACCGUACGCGGGUGCAGAAUCUGCAGAACCGGCAAAAUUUGCAGACCAUGUACGCGAUACCGAGGAAUCACAAGAUCCACCAGAACACGCCCAGGUUGACGCAUUACAUCGAGGAGCCCAACGUCGGUUCCGGUUACAUCAAGGAGCUCUGCUUCUCGGCCGACGGUAGAUUGAUAUGCUCGCCGUUCGGCUAUGGGGUACGAUUGCUGGCGUUCUCGAGUGGCUGCGCCGAGCUGUCCAAUUGCGUCCCACCCGCCAACGAGUCCGUGCAGCUUCACGAAUUGGCGACGCACAUUGGCCAUUCCGAUAUUGUUGUUAGCACGAAAUUCUCACCCAAGCACUACCUGCUCGUGUCCGGCUGCCUCAGCGGCAAGAUCGUCUGGCAUCAGCCGGUGGUUUAGCUAAAUUACUUUAGGCACCUUGUUAUUUUUCAUUAAUCGGUCUCUUGGUAGGUAGAUAUAUUUUGCUGCUUUGUACAAGAUCACGCUGACCAUGCAACGUGUGUGAGAAUCUUUUUGUUAAUAUUAUAUAAUUUAUAUGAUUAUAUA